ACGUAGUAUAAAGUCACCAUUGAUGGAGGGUUUAGUUGGAUAAAGGAUUUCCUAUAUGAGUUUAUACAAAACAGUUUAUUCGAUAUGGGUACAAAUACACAGGAAGUCCCCGCUUAUCUCAUUUACAUUUUACGGAAACUAGAGCAGUAUGGUCACAUUGGUGUAAACAGCAAUAGCUAACUUAAAUAUUUAGUAUUUGAACCUAUUCAUGAGUCCAUAAUUUCAUAAUACCUUUCUUAUAGUGUCAUUUUGAAAGGAUUUAUAAACAAUGGCUGAUAACGACACGGUCCCUGAAUAUUGCUACUCGUGGCUGGAGGAGAGGGUCUCUGUUAACGCCACGCUACAUGACGUCAAUGGACAGUUCCAGGCCAGAAACAUUGGCGGGAUCGUCUUUGUCUCUCUGCUCUGCAUAGCUGGUGUCUUCGGAAAUUUUCACGUGCUGUUAGUGUUUUCCCGCCAUUACAAGCGAUCGUCUUACCGGACCUACAUCUUGUUCCUCGGGGCUCUAGACAUGACAAACUCCGCCAUCAGUAUGCCACUGACGAUAGUGUAUCUAAGCUUCCCUCUGGAAUACUUCAACGACUUCUUCUGUAAAAUAUACAGGUUCCUGCUUUAUUACGUCAGUAUUGCCUCUACACUCAUCUUGGUCAUUAUAGCGGUUGAUCGAUACAGGAAAAUUCGAACACCCCUUAAGCGUCAAUGGACAGAAAAACAAACUUUUCGGUUUUGUAUUGCAGGUCUGGCUUUUGGGUUACUUUUUGCUUGGCCAGCACCUGUUCUUUACGGUGGGAGUUCUGUGCCUUUACCAAUUAAUAAUUUGACCGGGAACCGGUGUUAUAUAGAGGAUCAGUUCAAACACAUGCCGUUUAUUGCUAUAUUUAACAUUAUACUUUCGUCCCUAUUUGUUUUGAUACUAUCUAUUCUUACGACCCUUUAUCAUUACAUUUGGAAAGCAGUGAAGAAGUUCGUCUAUUUCCCCACAGAUGUCGGGUCGCUGUCGUCGUUAACACAUUCGACUUUGGUUGAACUCGAUAAAAAAUGUUCCAAUAAAGAUAAUCACAAAGAGAAGAACCCGCGGUACAUACAGCUCCGGCGAACCACCAUAACUCUCCUCCUGGUUACCGUUGGUUACCUGGUCUCGGCGUUCCCCCACCAUGGUUUGGCGCUGGUCAUCUUUGUUUUUCCGGAUGUAGAGUGUAAGAUGUCAUUCGGUGCAGGUGUGAUAUACUACACAUUUGUGUGGAUAUUCCUCGUGAACAAUGUGAUCAACCCAAUUAUUUACUCACUUUCAGACGUGAAGUUUUUGAAAAGAUUGAAAUCGAUGUACAAUUUUAAAGCGAUCAAAUGUAAUGGAACAUGAAAAUAUUGUCUUUUACAAUAUCGUUAUCUGACAAUAGGGAUGUUUUCAUAUGUUAUCGGUUUCAGUAAGCACUUCCGGUCCAGUGCCACCCAUACAGUACCGAAUGAGUUUGAUCUCAGAUCCAUUUGGUCCUAACGAUUUCAUUGUCUACCCGGAAAUAACAAUUAAAAAACAUUUUUAAAAUUGUCACAAUUUAAGUGUGUGUGCAACGAGCAUUAUACAUUUAUAGCGUUCUUUCAGCAUGUUUCUGCUUUAUAAGCGUGAAUAUCGUGUACAUGAUUAACUGUACGGAAUGUUGUGUGAGGAUUUGGAAUAAAUAGCAUUCGACAAAAAUAAAA
This is a messenger RNA of Magallana angulata, 1698 nucleotides long. Its product is annotated as galanin receptor 2a-like. Lineage: Eukaryota; Metazoa; Mollusca; Bivalvia; Ostreida; Ostreidae. The transcript has a single exon. The coding region runs from base 269 to 1360 and encodes 363 amino acids. Gene Ontology annotation, molecular function: neuropeptide receptor activity. Gene Ontology annotation, cellular component: membrane. Gene Ontology annotation, biological process: neuropeptide signaling pathway. The record is from RefSeq and is a predicted model, not a curated record.